UUUAUUGUAAAAGCUGGAAUUGAGAAAGCCAGAAUGAAAAUAUUUGAAACUCAGAUAAAUAAAUAUGGCGGUUCAGUGAAGACUGAAUUAAAUGACUAUGUUACACACAUUAUUGUUGAUGACAAAAUGGAUGUUGAUAAACUUUGUCGUCUGAUAAAAGCUGACACACCCCCUCAGGAUAACUUAGUAGUCAAGUCUAAUUGGUUAAGUUUGUGCUUUCGAAAUAAAAAACUAGAGGAUACAGCACCUUACUUGCUUGAAACAUUUUUAUCUACAAAGUCAGAAAUAAACUGUAGUGAUUCUGACUCAGGCGAAGAUAAAAAUGCUUCUAAAGAAAAGGAAGCAGACAAGCAGGCCUAUAAAGUUGGAACAAUGUUCAAUAGUCAUUCAAAACCCAAAUGGAAUUUUUCAGGAACAACAGACAUCUUAAUGAAAAUUGGAAUUGUGAAAAUCAAUGUUAUCAGUGCUUCCAAAUGGACAUGUGCUCGAUCAUCAAAAAAUCCGAAACCUAAUGUAAAUCAAGCUAUCACUGAAAAAUUAGAGGAAAUGAUCAGGAAUUAUGAAAGUACCAAUGAUAAAUGGAGAGCGUUUGGUUAUCAGAAAGCAGUUCAAGCUAUUAGAAGUCAUCCUAAUCCUAUUUCUUCAUGGGAGGAAGCUAGAAAUUUAAGAGGUGUUGGGGCAAAGCUAGCUGAUAAAAUUUGGGAAAUUGUACAAAGUGGAGAAUUAAGAAAAUUAAAUGAGUUUAAAUCUAGUGAAGAAAUUAAAGUGUUGAAUAUUUUUAAUAAUGUUUGGGGAGCUGGUCCUACUACAGCCAGAGCUUGGUACCAACAGGGAUUUCGAACUCUUGAAGAUUUAAAAACUAAAGCCAAGUUAACAAGUCAACAGAAAGUAGGUGUGAGACUAUAUGAUGAUAUAUUAGAUAGAAUGUCCAGAGAAGAAGCUGGUGAAAUUGAAGAAGUUGUUCGUGAAGCUGCUGAAUCACUACAAGAUGGUAUAAUAGCUCAAGCUUGUGGCUCAUAUCGACGUGGUAAAGCCACAUGUGGUGAUGUGGAUGUGUUGAUUACACAUCCUGAUGGGAAAUCACACCGUGGUAUUUUCUCAAAAUUAAUCAAUCUUCUAACAGAACAGGGGUUUUUAACAGAUCAUCUAGUAUCAGUUGAAGAUAGUGGGAACCAGAAGAAAUAUUUAGGUGUUUGUAAAUUAAAGGGAGACAAUAGAAAGCACAGAAGAUUAGAUAUUAUUGUGGUACCUUAUAAUGAAUAUGGUUGUGCUUUGGUUUAUUUUACUGGUUCUGCUCAUUUCAAUCGUUCUUUAAGACAUUUAGCUAAAAAGAUGAAUAUGUCCUUAAAUGAACAUGCUUUAAAAUAUGGCGUUGUUAGAAAGGGUGGUGAAAAAAUUCAUGAAGGAACUUUAAUACCUACACCAACAGAAAAAUCAGUAUUUGAACAGUUUAAAAUACCAUAUAGACCUCCAGAAGAACGAGAU
Messenger RNA from Lottia gigantea (owl limpet), 1485 nucleotides. RefSeq lists its product as hypothetical. Gene Ontology annotation, biological process: double-strand break repair via nonhomologous end joining. Gene Ontology annotation, molecular function: DNA binding; DNA-directed DNA polymerase activity. The transcript is spliced from 10 exons. The annotation marks the transcript as partial. Gene Ontology annotation, cellular component: nucleus. NCBI's taxonomy places the organism in Eukaryota, Metazoa, Mollusca, Gastropoda, Lottiidae. The record is from RefSeq and is a predicted model, not a curated record.